Messenger RNA from Mycena indigotica, 1170 nucleotides. Its product is annotated as Acyl-CoA dehydrogenase family member 11. NCBI's taxonomy places the organism in Eukaryota, Fungi, Basidiomycota, Agaricomycetes, Agaricales, Mycenaceae. The coding region runs from base 1 to 1170 and encodes 389 amino acids. The transcript is spliced from 6 exons. The record is from RefSeq and is a predicted model, not a curated record.
AUGUCUUCCACUGGCAAAGUUGGAGGAGAGGUCGGUGAAGUGCGUGCAAACAUCGAUGUCGCCCGUCUUACCUCCUACCUCGCCGAGAAUGUCAAGUCAAUCCGGGUCCCGAUCGACGUAAAGCAAUUCAAGUUUGGUCAGUCCAACCCAACGUACUUUCUUACCGACGCAAGUCGGACCAAGUUUGUGUUACGCAAGAAACCUGCCGGGGAGCUUAUUUCAAAGACUGCCCACCAAGUCGAGCGUGAAUACAAGAUGCUUCAUGCCCUUCACAAGCACAACACCAAUCCGUCCACUCCAGUAGAACAACGAGUCCCCGUACCCGAGCCUAUCAUUCUUUGCGAGGAUAGCUCGGUAAUAGGAACACCGUUUUAUGUCAUGGAGUUUGUCGACGGUCGCAUUUUUACCGACAUCCACAUGCCAGAAAUUUCUCAGAAAGACCGCCGCGAGUGUUGGCUUGCGGCUGUUAGUGCGUUAACUACGCUAGGCUCCGUUUCUCCUGCUGCCGUUGGUCUUUCGGAUUUUGGCCCCUCUUCAGACUAUUUUCCGCGCCAAAUUAAAUCGAUGGGUCGAGUCUCCCGCGCUCAAGCUGCCGUUGUCGAUUUAGACACCAACGUCCCCACUGGGGACAUACUCCUUUUCAACGAGCUCAUGACCUGGUACUCACAGAACUUACCCGACGAGAAGAAGACCGGCCUUCGUAUUGUCCACGGUGACUUCAAACUCGACAAUCUCAUCUUCCAUCCUACCGAGAACCGCGUGAUCGCUAUUCUCGACUGGGAGCUGUGUACUCUCGGCAGUCCUCUUGCAGACCUCGGUAACCUCACCAUCCCAUGGUCAGCCCCAGUGUCCAGCGGCCCUGAUGUAUUCAUCGGUGGCUUCAAGGGUGCACCAGAGAAAGACCUUGCAGUUUCUCUCCCUGACCUUGAACGCGAGUAUUGCAGGUUAAUGAAGCUGCCGUAUCCAAUCAAAGAGAUGAUUUUCGUGCGCAGUUGGAUGAUAUUCCGGCUGGCAGUUAUCUCACAAGGAAUCGCUGCGCGUGUAGCGAGGAAGCAAGCCAGUUCUGAACGGGCUUUCAUCCACGUAAAAGGGUUUCCUAUCAUUGGGAAAUUGGCGGUUGAAGCUCUCCGAACGGAGGGCAUCAGUAUUGGUCCACAAUCCAAACUGUAG